Molecule: messenger RNA, 5515 nt
Organism: Epinephelus fuscoguttatus (brown-marbled grouper)
Lineage: Eukaryota; Metazoa; Chordata; Actinopteri; Perciformes; Serranidae
Product: zinc finger protein 135-like
Exons: 2
Coding region: 79-1266 (395 amino acids)
Biological process (GO): regulation of transcription by RNA polymerase II
Molecular function (GO): RNA polymerase II cis-regulatory region sequence-specific DNA binding; DNA-binding transcription factor activity
Source: RefSeq, a predicted model, not a curated record
GCUAACGCGACAGGAAGUCGCCUCAGUGAAACCUGCCCUCGGUGUCAUUCACCUUCAUAUUAAACAGAUAACUGUAAAAUGUCGGCUCCGCUGCUCCUCAGGGCUUUCAUCAACGAGCGGCUGACGGCUGCUGCAGAGGAAAUAUUUCAGGUGUUUGAGCGAACAAUAGAAAGAUAUGAAGAAGAAGCGUCCAGCUCCAAACAGGAGAUUGAGCGGCUCAGAGGUCUGCUGCUCGACUUUGUGUCAAACAACAAGACAGACUUUUCCCAGUCCUCCAUCUCUAAAGAGGAAACUCCCCCUGAGCAGCAACACUGUGAGCAGCAGCUGAGAGACUGUCAGAGCGACCCAGAGCCUCGACACAUUAAAGAGGAGGAUGAUGAAGUCUGGACCAGUCAGCAAGAAGAAGAAGAACACGGGGUUCAUGAGUUCAAGGACGCCGAUGUCUCGUACCUACCUCAUUCUUCUGUCUGGGAGGAGAACGAGCAGAUGGACACAAAGCCGCCUUUGCAACCUCAGACUCAAAACAGUGAAAGUGAGGAGCAGUUUCAGGAGGAAACUAAAACUGUACAGUUCAUGCUACCUCUCGCCUCAACUCCGUCUUCACAAACUCUGAUUCACAGUGAAAGGGUCCGAGACGGUACGGAAAACGAGAGACCUGCUGCAAGUUUAUUGUCAAACCAAACACAGACAGAACAAAGUCAGAGUUCCUUUAUCACUUCCCGAGAAUCCACUGAGUUGUCUCAUUUAAAUUCAGUUGGACCUGACUAUCGUUGCUGUUUGUGUGAUAAAUUUUUUACGUCCAGUCAGUUCUUGACAAAUCAUGCUUUUCGCAUGCAUACAAAGGAUGCAGACGUCCUCUGUGCGGUGUGUGGAAAGAAUCUGGAGUCCACCGAAAGCCUUAACAUUCACCUUAAAUCACACAAGGGCUCAAAGUGUUGUCACGUGUGUGGCAAACUCUGCAACAGUACCACCGCUCUGACUGAACACAUGGCCGGCCACGCUGGGGUGAAACUGCAUCGCUGUCACAUUUGUGGGAAGGAGUGUAGCCGCAAAGGAGAUUUAAAGAUACACAUGAGGAUCCACACGGGGGAGAAGCCUUUCUGCUGCUCCUUCUGUCAUAAAAGUUUCACCCACAGCGGACAUCUGAGGAAGCACAUGAGAAGCCACACAGGAGAGAGGCCGCACCGCUGUGACAUCUGCGGCAGAGGGUUUCUACAGAGUGCACACCUGAAAUACCACUUAGGAACACACACUCAGAAAUAUUAACAUGUUCAUCCACCUGGGCCCGUGUUUAUCAAAAAGUAAGAUGUAAGAGCAGCUCUCAGGUGAUUAAAGCUCAGGUAGGCAGGGAACACUAGAUGUCUGCACCUCCUCUUGGCUCUGUUUCAGGCCUUAGAAAAUCUAGUGACAGGACACUUUCGGCACUAGAUUAACUGACACUAAAGUAAAUACCCGGUUUGUUUUAACUACAGGAUGCACUGAUUUGGUUGAUUUAUUUAAAUGUGAGAUGUGAAAUCACCCACAAGGUUGCUCUGGUCCGUCACGUUUCCUCUCUUACUAUGACGUUUUUAUUCUUAUAAUUUUUAAACAGAUUGUUUGCAUUUUUUUUUACACAUUCCUAUGUAGGUUUUACCUGCUGUAGGUAUGACGUUUAGUCAUACUUACAGUGUUUAGGCAUAACGUUUAGCACUGUGGCGCCCGCGUGGGCAAGCCUGGCUUCUGUGGUCAGUGUAGCAGCUUCAGUUGAUUGGAAUGGUUGCAGCUGACGUGUCGCACCCUGAACGUGUCACGUGUUUUGGUUGGAAAAGAGAGUCUGACGCGUAAUAUCAGUGUUUCAAAGAUGGAGAGAAAAUGUUGCUAAUGCUUUAGCCCUUUGCUAACUAGAGUAGGGUUGCAACAGUAUGAGAUUUUCACCGUACGAUAAGCGUCUCAGAAGUUCAUGAUAUCACGAACAAUAUUAGGGUAUUACAGAAUUUAUAUUAUCAUUAAUCAGAAUGACACCUAAAAGAACUGAAAAUGAAAGGGUUUCUUUUGGUCGAACACAAGUUUUAUUACAAUAAUUGGUCUCCCCUUUGAAAAUAACUAAAAUAAGGCUGAGAUUCUCCAUCCAGUUGCUGGAUCUGGUCUACCGCUGCAGCCGUACACCAGACUCAAAGGCUCACAGCUGCACAUAUUCAAGCUUAUGUAGCUAAUGUUAGUUUGCGCCUCGAAUCGCUGUUUGUAAUUUCAAAGAGCUGCACAGGCUCACAGGACGGCGAUUCUCACAGAAUAGCUGCUGUAUAAAACGAUUGGAUCACUUUCAUAAUCACGAUCAGCACGAUUUGAAUCUAAUCAAAAUGUGUCAUUAGUAUUCGUAAAGGUUACUGCAUGGAGCGUGUGCAUGUGCCCGUGCUCAUCUGGUGGAAGGGGGUUACAGUCUAUGGUUAGGACAGAGAGGAGAGAGCUGCAGGAGGAGGGUGUAUUUUCAAAUUCUGUUUGUUCUUGUUGUUGCUUUUCUAGAAACUGCCCACCCCAGCUUUUAUCACAGCGUUUACGGAGAGAUAUGUUUUAAAUUUAAAAGAAGAAAUCUUUAAAAAUGGCUGAAAUGGCAACAACCAAAACCAAACCGGAGCGGGAAACAAAUCCUGCAGUCGGUUUUAGCGACUAAAGUCUGCAAAUAAGAGUAAAAGCCAAGUAUUUUUUAUUUUUUACUUUAAUCUGUCACCUAAGUACAAACCUUCACCUCAGCAGUUUGAUAAAUACGAGUCCAGAGGUUUACGGUGUGUUUGCCUUCACCGUUGACAUGACCUGUGUUCUGAUGGGAACUCAUUACUCAUCAACAACAAACAGAAAGAGUCACUAUUUCUGAGUAAUAACACUGAUGUUCACAUCAAGAAAAUAAACUGUCUCUAUCAUUAUUAUAAUUCAUUUUAAUGUAACUUAAUUUGAAUGUUAAAUCUGUGUGUUAAAUCUGUUUUGUUGUUUUAGCUCAGACUUUCUGUGCACAAUAAAACCAGGUUAGUUAAAAAAUAACCAGCUAGAGCUCUUUUCUACUCUGUGUUAAUUUAACAGGUCAGUAAUGUGCAUAUAAUAAUUUCUGAAGGAGUUAAGGAGUGGAUUGUUACUGUAAUAUGAGAAACUAUUUAUGUAUUAGCUUUAAUAUCCACCAGUUCGUUAUUUUAGGUGUGCUAACAGAGUUGUUUGACAUCAGUAAACCGUCCUGCUCAGGCAGUUUGUUAUUCAUGCUGCAGAUGAGCUAAUGUGUGUCCCUAAAUUUAACUCUACAAGUGAUGAAAUCCCUCAACACACUGGCUUUAAUUCACUAUUCACUAUUUAGAGCUGACUGUUUUGGCCUGGAUCACCCACAAUGCAUUUUGGUGCUGAUAUAAGCCGAGUGGUGGGACAAGAAGUUGCAGUGGUUGCACAACAUGAACUUGUGGGCAAACAACCUCAUGAGUGUGGUUACAAACAAUGUAAACAUGUUUGCGGACAUUUUAUGACUCUGGUCAAACUGACCCCAAACUCUUUUCUUUUUAGUUUCAAAAUCUAUUUUACGUGAGUCUUUCCAUUUAAUGCUGCUUUAAACUUCUUCUGCAUUUUGGAGGCAAAUGUUGCACUUUUUACUCCCUUAUUUGACAGUUUACAUUUGCCUACGAGUUACUUUGCAAAUUUAAGUUAUUAAUAUAAAAUAUAACUCAAGUUAUAAAUUAAAAUGUAAUAUAGGUUUACCAUCCCAGCAGUAUUUAAAAUUACUGAAAUUAUCCCCACGUUUACCAGGUACAACAUUAUAAACAAUUAUAAUUCAGUAAUAUAACAUACUAGUCCAUUGGUAGCUUUGUCACCUUCUACCUAUGCCAAUCCUCAAUGCCUAUGUGCAGUUUCACAUAGAUUGACCACGUCAGUGAGUAGAAAAACAUGGGACAGACAGAAUGACACACUGACAGUUUCCGUGAUUAUGUACAGCAUACCAUACCAUGACUUAGUCAUACCAAACAUUAGAAAAAAACAAACACUGGUCCACAGGGGGAGCCACAGCGAUCGGUCGCAUUUUAGCCAUUUUGAAGCAUUUUUCUGUUGUUAUAGCGCCACCCAGUUGCCAAUUAGAGUUAAAUUUCUCCAGUCACCUUGAGGCGUCCUGUUCUACAUAUCUACCAAGUUUAGUAAAAAUCCAUAUGGCGGUUAGGCCUAGAUAAGAAAUGAGCUCUCUAGCGCCCCCAUUUUGUUUGAUGGGGUCAAUAAUGGAGGGGUCCCCUCAGAUUAUGUGUGCUCAUAUGCCUACAAAGUUGCGUGGUGAUGGGUGAAACCCUUGAGAUGUUAUACACCUUUAUGUGAUGAGCCACGCCCUCCGUAAUAUUCAUUGCCUUAUAGAAGCUCAGUUUUAGGAAGUUUUCCAACUUUUGCCAAGAGGGAACUUUAGAUAUUGGUCCCUAGAUUAUGUUCACCCAGUUUCAUGCAGAUCGCUCAAACUUCCUAGGAAGAGAUCCAUUUGAAGUGUUUUUCAAAAAAUUCAAAAUGGCAGAAAAUCUAUAUAAGCGGAAGUUAUGGGUUCUUGAGGCAAAUGUGUUCCUCAUGAGGAGAGGCAUCUCUGUGCGAAGUUUCAUGUCUCUACCACAUACGGGCAUGAGAUAUGCCCAUUCAAAGUUUGCAAUUUCAAUCGGUUGCUAUAGCGCCCCCCUUUGGCCAAUUGAUGUAAUAUUGCUUCAUUGCCAUCCUCCCAUGACCCUCUACCACUGUGCCAAAUUUCACAUGGAUUGACCAAGUCAGUGAGGAGAAAAACGUGGAACAGACACACACACACACACACACACACAGAGUUUUCGUCAUUAUAUACAAAGAUCUGAUACGGGACUUUUACUUGUAUCAGAGUAUUUUUACAACAUAGUAUUGCUACUUUUUCUUAAAUAAGAGAUCUGAAUACUUCUUUCACCACUUAUGGGUGUAAAUGGGAACAAAAAUAGCACUAGUAGAUUAGCCAGAAGUCUGAGCAACAUGUAGUGAAAAAAAAGUUACAUUGAAUUUACUCAUGUAGUGUUGUUCACAGUCAUAGACCACAAAGUGAUUUACAAGGGCAAUAUACAACAUACAGGAAUAAAAAUAGAAGAUAAAGCGACUAUCCGAGCCACACUAUUAAAAGUGCAAAACUGUUGGCACAAUACGUCAUGAAAAAAAUCACAAUACACAGUAACAAUAUACAAAAUAUAAAUGAAAUAAAUGCACACUUUACAAUAGAUAUUUUAUUUAAAUGCCCUGUAUUUUUCAUUAAUAAUAUAUUUCACCAAUAUAUAUAUAUUUUGUUUGUGCAUUUUUUACUUUACGCUACAUUUUCAUGGUUUUGUUUGUGAGGACCAGCUCUUCAUCCUGCACUAUCACCCCAAUCGGUGUGUUUACAUGCACUUAAAUAACAAGGCUGCAGCUGGAACAAGAGGAACAGCCAAAAGGAGAAGAGUCAUGGGUGCAGAGAGAUUAAGCAAAUUUAACUUUGGAAAAAAUGAGACAGAAAAGUAAAUAAAAUAAAAUCUUUCUCUCCCAGCCCUCA